Molecule: messenger RNA, 1794 nt
Organism: Alternaria atra
Lineage: Eukaryota; Fungi; Ascomycota; Dothideomycetes; Pleosporales; Pleosporaceae
Exons: 2
Coding region: 1-1794 (597 amino acids)
Biological process (GO): N-glycan processing; carbohydrate metabolic process
Cellular component (GO): Golgi membrane; endoplasmic reticulum
Molecular function (GO): mannosyl-oligosaccharide 1,2-alpha-mannosidase activity; calcium ion binding
Source: RefSeq, a predicted model, not a curated record
AUGGCGCUUUUGCGACGCUAUGGGCUCUACACGGUCCUCGCCGUGGGCUUCAUCUACAUGCUUUGGUCGCUCAGCUUCCCAUACGAGCAGCCUGGCGACGCGCCCAUAAACGGCAAUCACGGCCAGCAAAGCCAGCAACCACAGAGAAACCAAAAGUACAAAUCCUUCAACUGGGCAAAAGUGCCUUUCAAGAAUCGUAUCGAAUCUCUCACACCACUACCGACCGGCGAACCGAAAGCCCUACCGCCGAUACAAUUCAAUUUCGGGAAAGAGGAUGCUACGGCCAAGAACAUCCGCGAGACGAGGAGGGAGGAAGUCAAGAAGCAAUUCUUGAAGUGUUGGAAGAACUACAGAAGCUUCGCAUGGAUGCACGACGAGAUACGACCCAUAAGCGGAGAAGUCGCCGAUCACUUUGGGGGAUGGGCCGCCACUCUCAUUGACGCGCUCGAUACACUAUACAUAAUGGGCUUUGAAGAGGAGUUCUCUUCUGCCAUCAAGGACAUCGAGCGGAUCGACUUUGGAUACACGGAUUUGGAUCGAGUCAAUGUUUUUGAAACCAAUAUCCGGCAUCUGGGCGGCCUUUUGUCAGCUUUUGAGCUGAGUGGAGACCAGAGGCUACUAAAUAAGGCGAAGGAGGCGGGCGAGAUGCUAUACCAUGCGUUUGAUACACCCAACCACAUGCCGAUCACGCGAUGGCAGUUCCGCGCCGCGGGCGAAGGCAAACCCCAAGUAGCAGAUGAACAAGUCCUACUCGCGGAAAUCGGAAGUCUGACUAUGGAGUUUACGCGUCUUUCGCAGUUGACUAGCGACCCAAGAUGGUAUGAUGCGGUCAAUAGAGUGACGAAAGCCCUCGAAGAACAGCAAGAUAAGACAAAGCUACCAGGCAUGUGGCCGAUCGUUGUCAAUGCUCGGAGAGCGGAAUUCGCCGGCGACAGCGGGUUUACACUGGGGAGUAUGGCUGACUCGACGUAUGAGUACUUGGGCAAACAACACGCCUUACUCGGCGGCCAAGACGCCAUAUACCGCAAAAUGUACGAGAAAGCCAUGGACACUGCAUCCAAGCACGCCUUGUUCCGACCAUCCACUCCCGAGAACUCCGACAUGCUCAUGUCAGGAUUCGUCCGCGUUGAAGGUGCCAAUGCAUACUUGGACCCGGAGAUGCAGCAUCUGGCUUGCUACACGGGUGGUAUGUUCGCUUUAGGCGGAAAGUUGUUCCAGAACAACGAACACGUCACGAUCGGUCGCAAGUUGACAGAUACGUGCGUCUGGGCGUACCUAGCCUCACCUGCAGGUAUCAUGCCCGAAGUAUCGCAUCUUCUCAAAUGCGCAAACACAACGACCUGCGUAUGGGAUGAGAAAGAAUGGCUAGAAGGUAUCGCUUCCCGAACAUCUGACAAUGCAGAGGAAAAAGAUCCCAUCAAGAACAUUGCGAACCUUCGCCUGCCAAGCGGCUUCACCAGUAUCGAUGACAGGAGGUACAUUCUCAGACCAGAGGCUAUCGAGAGCGUGUUCAUCAUGCACCGUAUUACAGGAGAGCAGCAAUGGCAGGCCGCCGCAUGGGAUAUGUGGACAGCUAUUCAGCGCUCCACUGACACUGAUAUUGGUAACUCGGCAUUGGCAGACGUAUCGGCCGACUCCCCACCAAGAGCGGACAGCAUGGAGAGCUUCUGGAUGGCGGAAACGCUAAAGUAUUUUUACCUAACAUUCAGCGAGCCCAACGUUAUCAGCCUGGACGACUGGGUUUUCAACACCGAAGCCCAUCCUUUCCGGAUUCCAAAACCCAAAGCAGCGUAA